Messenger RNA from Engraulis encrasicolus (European anchovy), 2475 nucleotides. RefSeq names its product PKc_LIMK_like_unk domain-containing protein. Gene Ontology annotation, biological process: actin cytoskeleton organization; protein phosphorylation. The record is from RefSeq and is a predicted model, not a curated record. Gene Ontology annotation, cellular component: cytoplasm; nucleus. Gene Ontology annotation, molecular function: ATP binding; protein serine/threonine kinase activity. Lineage: Eukaryota; Metazoa; Chordata; Actinopteri; Clupeiformes; Engraulidae. The transcript has 11 exons. The coding region runs from base 653 to 1654 and encodes 333 amino acids.
ACUGGUGGGUAGUAGGCCUAUUUUUUUCUUUGCAUCUUCAAUGGACGCGCUCUGCAGAUUCCAUUUAUUGUGUUUAACUCAAAACAGAGUGGAGACUGCGCCUUUGCGCAAGUGAGUCAAACGCCUAUCCACGCACAUGUAAUGUUUGGUCUAUUACAGUUCAACACUGAAUUUGAUCAAAUCUGGUCACAUGCAUCAUAUUUUACUAUUUUGUCAAAACUAUCUACAAACUUGUCCAUAGUCCACCUCUUCCUUCCUGAACACAUCUCCUCUCUGUCUGGAUUGGGUGGGUCUGAAACGCUCAUGCCUGGGUUCCCAGGGCAACUCAUCAAACAUGCGUUUCAUCAAGAAUAUUUUGUCACACCCCGCUGUUCCAAGAGCAGUGCGAGCAAGUGCGCCGUAGACCGACAGAGAGACCGAGGCAGCACUUGGAGCCGAAAAGGCGUUUGUUAAACACUGAAGCAGUGGCACUCAACGUCAUCGGUUAUUCUGUAAAAUGCAUCUUCAGUGACGUGACUUUCCACACAGAAGUUCUUCGUUUUGUUUUGCUCUUAUUUACGUGGAAUCUGGAACUUGGGACUCUGCUGUGUUGAGCCAUAGGCGCUUGCCAACGUUGUCUGAGCGUUUUGUUCAGGCAGCCUGCUUCUUCAGGAUGCAUAUGAAUAGCUUAUUAAACCAAUGGACGGACAUCCCCAGGAUGUGUGAGGUGGAUGUGAGUUCAGAGCCCAGCAGCCCUGGCCUGUACGGGGAGUCCUCGGACACCUACUGCCAGGUGGACCGAUGGCAGAAGCUGCGCACCGCCGUACGCAAGCUGGAGUUCUGGGAGAACUUCACCGCAGAACUCAUCGGGAGCGGAUUCUUCUCCAAAGUUUACAAGGUCUCUCACAACCACUCGCGCAAGGUGAUGGUGGUGAAGAUCUAUAAGAACGACGUGGACCAGGACAGCAUCGUACGGGAGAUCAGUCUACUGCAGAAACUUUCCCAUCCCAACAUAGUCAGGUAUCUGGGCAUCUGUGUAAGAGAAGACAAGCUCUAUCCCAUUCUCGAGUACGUGAGUGGUGGGUGUCUGGAGGAGCUGCUGGCCAGGAAGGACGUGUCCCUGUGCUGGCGGGAGAAGGUGGACCUGGCCGCUGACAUCACCCGGGGGAUGAUCUACCUGCACUACAAGAACAUCUACCACAGAGACCUCAACUCAAAGAACUGUCUGAUCCGCGUGACGUCGCGAGGUAGGGAGGCCUUGGUCACAGACUUUGGUCUGGCCAGGGAAGUAGUGGAACUUCCUGCCAAAGACAGGAAGCUGUCACUGGUUGGCUCCGCCUUCUGGAUGGCUCCAGAGAUGCUGCGAGGAGAGCCAUACGACCGCAAGGUGGACGUGUUCUCCUUUGGGAUUGUGCUGUGUGAGAUCUUGGCCAGAAUCCCAGCGGACCCGGAGGUCCUUCCCAGAACACAAGAUUAUGGUCUGGAUGUGUCCGCGUUCCGGAAGCUGGCUAGCGGAUGCCCUCAGCGCGUUCUAGAACUGACCGCCAGCUGUUGCCUGCUGGAGUCUUUCCGGAGGCCGUCGUUCACCGAGGUCCUGGACGAGUUGGGAGAGAUCGCGGAGACCUUGGAGCCCCUGGACCCACUGGACCCCCACGUGGAGCUCAGCACGGGGUGAGGCUGACCUGAGGAGCCCGAUCAGGGGCCAGGAGGCGGACGAUAGGAGGAGGCUGUGGCACUCAUCCACCCUCCAGUCCAGUCCAGACACACACACGCACACCCUCUACUCCAGACAGACUGACUGUAGUGAACUCUGUUAACGCUGAACACGUUGUUGGGCUAGAUCAGUGAUUCUCAAAGUGUGGUCCGGGGACCACUGGUGGUCCGUGACAGAGCUCAGGUGGUCCAUGAGGGUAUUUCUAUUUUUCCAAGACAAGCUAGCAGCAGGCUAUAUUUGUUGCAUUAUUGCAAAGCUUAACAUGGAUGAAGUCUUAUUUUCACCACAAUAAGACAGGCUUGUAAAUGUGAAUAAAAAGUAAGCGAUCUGGAUCGAAAUUAGCAGUGUCAAAUUAAUACCCGUCAACGGACAGUUCAGUUGACAGGCGGUCCCUGAAGAUUUUUAGGGUGACAACGUGGUCCUCGGUCUGAAAAAGUUUGAGAAACACUGGUCUAGAUCCACUAGACACCUUGUAGUGUAGAGGAGGAGACGUCUAUUUUGGGGUGGACACUUGGCUAUAUGGACACACACACCCAUCACACGAGGAGAGUACUCGGUCACACAUACACACAGAGGGCAGAAGGGGGCGCUCAAGCUCCAGCGGAGAGGCACUGUUUGGAUUGGAGCACAGCUUGCUUUUAAGGACUCGACUGGACUGCACACAUUACAACACACGUUUUCAGAGUUGUAUAAAAUAGACGUAGAAGUACUCUUACACGUGUAAUUACAACACUAUAGCAGAGAUUCUUUAACUAUAGAGAUAUGCCAACAUAAUAGGUUUC